UUUGUUUAGUUAUCGCAGAAAUUACUUUCGUUUUCAAUAAACCACCUUUCUAAUAAAUUUUGAAUCAAUUUUCAUUUUAAUCUAUCAGUAUGGAUGAAGAUAUGCGUACUCUUUGGUGUGGAAAUCUAAGUGAAAAAGUAACAGAAGAAAUUCUGUACGAAUUAUUCCUACAGGGUGGGCCUGUACAAAAAGUUUCUAUUCCUAAACAUCCGAAUGGCAAGCAGAGAUCUUAUGGAUUUGUAAUUUAUAAACAUAUUACUUCUGUAUCCUAUGCUUUAGAGCUAUUUGAUGGUACAUGCCUAUAUAAUCGUCCUCUUAAUAUCAGCCUAAAGAAAAACAUAGAAUUGUCACAAAUUACCCAACCACAGGAUCAUUUUAUUGAUUUCAAUCAUUGGCUUCAGUUAGGUGAAGAAGUGUUAUUAGGGAAUGAUAUGUCUCAUUUGAAAGGAAAUACAUUUGGGAUGAAUAUGAUACCAACCAUAGAUUCACGCAUGAAACAAACAGAUAAUUAUUCUUAUAAAGAUGAUAGGAGAUCUCGACGGGUACACCCCUAUAAUAGGGAACAACACAAAAGUAGUAAUCACCAUAAGAGAAGCCACUAUUCCAAACAUGAUUAUAGAAGUAGUAGACAUAAUUAUUAA
Molecule: messenger RNA, 641 nt
Organism: Eufriesea mexicana
Lineage: Eukaryota; Metazoa; Arthropoda; Insecta; Hymenoptera; Apidae
Product: splicing regulator RBM11
Exons: 2
Coding region: 90-641 (183 amino acids)
Biological process (GO): regulation of alternative mRNA splicing, via spliceosome
Cellular component (GO): nucleus
Molecular function (GO): single-stranded RNA binding
Source: RefSeq, a predicted model, not a curated record